AUGCUUUGUCAUGGUGCACAAGCCGAUCUUGGAUACACCAAGCAUCUCACCUCUACGCAUUCGGUGCUGAAGAACGAGUUGAAUUCUUUUCUUGAUUUUUUGUUUGAGCUUAUUGUUGCUCGAGGACCAUCCGCUGGGUUUGAUGUGUCUUUGAAUGGAUUUGACCUGUUUCAUGGUCAUGUUUUUAUUGCUGCUGACACAAGACGACUCGGUAUAUUGUUCCAUGCCAGAGAAUACCCAGCAUAUGAUAAAGAAAUAUUUCCAUACAACAUGGGAUAUUGUCAAACAGGUUCUACUGUCGCUUAUGAUUCUAUGAAUUUGUUAAACAUUCUCUGGCCGGCUCCUUUGCCAAGCAGUUCUAUUAAAGCUUGGGUGGCACCAGGAACCCUCGUUGUGCUGGAUGCCCGUCCUGAUGGAAUCAUACACAUACCUGAAUAUGUAAAUUUUGCGAGGACCAUAUAUGAAGAUGACUUAGGCCAUGUUGUGGUUGAUGCAAACUACUUGAAUGUUGGAACAGAUCCUAACUAUCAGAUUUUCAUAUGCUGAAAACUGAAGUCCUGCUUAAGGUGCUCUUUUUCCAGUGGCAGAUAUUGCGAGGAGCCCCCAAAAUGUGAUUAUCAACAAAUGCUUGAGAUUCUUGCAGACAUCAACACUCAUGAAUCCCUAAACACGGUGGCCAACGCUCAAAGUUUCUGGCGCUGACAUGGAAAUCAAAUCUAGAUGCAAUCUUAUAUCAAUUACCUUAGUGGCGGGGUUUUACACAUCUAAAACUGUACAUGUUCAUUUAUUAGCUUUAGACUGGAAAGCCAUGAUGGCUAUGCUCACAGCUCAAAUUCUAUUUCAACUCGACCCUCUGAUGACUAGGAUGCACGAAGACGAACUUCUACAUUGGUUUUACAUGAAUGUGAUAGAAACUUCUUCGAAGCACUUAUUGCAGAUAAAUUUUGCUAUCAGCAUCUCCAUAGCACCCAUAGCACAAGUUUUAUCAGUGUGUAUUGUUGGUGUAUGAAAAGGAUUAUAUUUAUGUAGGAGAUUUGAAAACAUAUUUUCUAGCAACAAAGUCCACUUCUAUU
Messenger RNA from Populus euphratica (Euphrates poplar), 1073 nucleotides. RefSeq lists its product as uncharacterized. NCBI's taxonomy places the organism in Eukaryota, Viridiplantae, Streptophyta, Magnoliopsida, Malpighiales, Salicaceae. The record is from RefSeq and is a predicted model, not a curated record.